Helobdella robusta is the source of this 432-nucleotide messenger RNA. RefSeq lists its product as hypothetical. Bases 1 to 432 code for a protein of 143 amino acids. The record is from RefSeq and is a predicted model, not a curated record. The transcript is spliced from 3 exons. Lineage: Eukaryota; Metazoa; Annelida; Clitellata; Rhynchobdellida; Glossiphoniidae.
AUGUCUAGAAUUACGGGCCAUUAUUUUACUUGUGCCGGUUCUACGUGCGUGUGUUUGUGUUUGCGUGCGUGCGUUUGCGUGUUUUGUGUGUGUGCGUGUGUUUGCGUGUUUUGUGUGUGCGUGCAUGUUCUGCGAUGUUUAUCAGUUUGUACUUUUGUAUUUAGCAUUCAAAAAAGCUUUUUUUAUAUAACAUUCGUUUGUUUCAACUACAUAUGUAUGUAUGUAUAUGUGCGUGCGUGCGUGUGUGUGUGCCAAUAUGUGUGUUUGAUGUAUGUUUGUGCGUAUAUAUAUAUAUAUGUGUGUGUGUGUGUGUGUGUGUGUUUAUAUAUAUACAAAUAUGCAAUAUUUGAUGAUAUAUAUUUAUAUAAAUAUUUGAUAAAAUCUAACGAAUUUUUAGCUUAUGAAAGUUUACGAGCUUUUCAAUAUUUCUAA